Molecule: messenger RNA, 4511 nt
Organism: Chiloscyllium plagiosum (whitespotted bambooshark)
Lineage: Eukaryota; Metazoa; Chordata; Chondrichthyes; Orectolobiformes; Hemiscylliidae
Source: RefSeq, a predicted model, not a curated record
CAGGUCCAUCAUCCCGAUCCCCUCCUUAGCUGCAGCUGUUGUUAUGGUUACCGCACGCUACAAACAAGGUCGCUGUGACUAAACGGAUUUCUCUGGCGCAAAAAUAACAGGGGAAUUUAAACGGAUAAACCGCAAUCAAUGCCUCUUGACGGGCUCCAGUGAAAAAAGAAACAAUCAGGAAGGGGAAUUGGCAUCUUACCGCUUGCAGCAGCAUGAGUUUCACCAUCGCCCAGAGCGUGCGGGAGAAGCAACGGUUCAAACGCGAGAGACCCCAUGACUACCUGUAUGAUCCUUUGUAUUCGGUAGCUAGCGAGAAGGAUCAUGCCAAAAUGUCCAUGAAAGCAUUCACAUCUGCUAAUAGAUUUAAGAAAGUGCCUGACUAUAAGACCAUGUUCAGUAAUUUGGAACGUUUUCCAAGCUACACCAUUCAGCUAGAUCGCAAUGACCCAGUCCCAAAAUUUGUUGAUCAACGCUGGAGAGGAUAUGGAGAGAAAAAACAAGAAGCCAUCAAGCAACUGGCAAUGCAUGAUCCUUCUCUUAAAAUGCAAUUACAAAUAGAGCAAGAUCCACAAGUUAGCGGUAAAAACCGGUAUAAGUAUUUCACAAGACCUAUUAUUCCCUUUGUUCAACAGUUACCUGUGAAUGCAAUUCUGGACGUUUCCAAGGGUGGCACACCAACCAACAUUAUAAAUUUUGAUGAUCAAUUUUUACCUGUACGGACUGUGGCCGUGCAAACAGAUUACAGGGACAGUGAAACGCAAACUGAACCAUACUCUCCAGAAUAUGUUGUGCGGCCUGGUUCAGCUCCUGAACUCCUUACACUUGCUGCAUUGAAAUUUGGCCGAGGCUUACCAGCAGGCUUAGCAGAAGUGGAGAUGAUUGAACGUGCACGAGCAAAGCGUGCUUGGGAAGCUACUCUGCCUCCACUGAGUGAUCGCUCACAACUUGAGAAGAGGAAGAGGAUGAUGGAGGCAAUGGAAAGAAAUGAGUGGGCAUUCCGGGAACAAGAAAUUGAAAAGCUUCAGGAAAUUCGACUGGAUGUUCUGAUGAAAUUGUUAAGCCAACGUGAAGCAAAGCAACAGGAAAUGAAUGUAAAACGGGUUGAUUCAAUUUGGUCAAAACUUCAGCAGAAGAAAGGAGUGGCUAUAAAGAAGAUAAGAUUGAAGCACAUCAAAGAAAUAAGAAAAUUAACAGCUAAAAGAAGAAAUGUGGAAGGGAAGCUUGAGCGGCGUAACUGCAUCCAGGACUAUGCCGAUUAUGGAUCACAAGUUUAUGCACCAGUCUCUCGAAAUGGCCGGUUUCCAGACCAGAAUGCAGAACGUUUCAUUGUAAAAAGUCAUUUUCUUUCCACGUUUAAUGGUAUAUUAGAAUUAGAGGAAACUCUACCAGAUUUUGUCACUCAACCACGAAUACGAAUUCAGAGACCAAAAAAAACAACAAAGGAUGGCACUUUGAAUUAUGCUGCACGAAGAGAGAUGGAGCUUGCUAAAAUUCACAAGGCAAUACGGGAAGCGAAAUUUAAAGGGGCACAACCAGAAAAGCCACUUCGCUUCCUGUUUAAGAUUUUAAAACCUGUUCGUCGUCCCCCAACGCCAACUGUUGAGCAACCACCUGAGGGUGAAGAGGAAAGAUAUCUAGCUAUCAUUUAUCUGCAGAAAUUAAUAAGAGGAAGGACUGUUCAGAAUAUGAUGUUUGAAGGCAAAGAGAAGCGUAUAGAGCUGAUUCAGGAACUCCGCACCACCCAUGCACUCCAAGAGGACAAACAACUUCUGAAGCAAGCAGAAAUGCAGGCUAUAUUGGCCUUGCAAUAUGAACGAAAUCUACAGCAGCAAAAGCUUUCUACAAUGGAAGAUUAUCUCUCACAUGUCGAAGGUCAUGUACUCGCAGACAUGUUUGACUUCCUGAAUAAGGAGCUGCUGCGCCUGCAAGAGGAACGACGCAUCCAUGCAAUUGUUAUGUUGGCUGAGCGCCGCCGUCGGAUCAGAGAGGCAGAAGAAAGUGGUUUACGUCAAGUAGAGGAAAGACGCAGAAGGGAAGAAGAUGAAAUUUUCAAACAGGUUAUUAAAGUACACCAGACCACAGUGGACUCAUAUUUAGAGGAUAUCUUAUUGAAGUCUGUGCAAGAUACAGCAGAGGAUCAAGCACGCCAAGAAAUCCGUAAAAUGGCUGAUGAAAUCAAUGAUAUUGCCUAUAAACUUGAACAGCACCGAACUGAAUUACAAGCGGAAGAGAUUGUUUCAGAAUUGGUCCAUGGCUUUCUAAUUCCAGAAGCACACAAAAUAAUAAUGAGGGAAAGAGGAAGAGGCAGAGAGAUAUUAUCUACUCCACACUUCUGGCUGAGUGGUUGCAAAUGCUUCAGGCUUGUACCAUCCAUUUCAGUGUUGGGCAACCCCCCCCCCAUAAUUGAAGUAAAGCACUUUCAAAGUAGGCAUCUCCUUGUUGCCCACCGCAUUAUUCAUAAUGAGGCUGAAUAUAUCAUGACCAAUGCAGCUCCAGCUGUAUCAUCAUCCAGCAGUGCUGCAACAGACAUCCUGAACCAAGUACUGACCGAAGUUGAAAAAGAGAUGAUGAAGGAGACACAAGGAUCUUAAGUGAGAUAUAUACUGUGACAAUGUUGUUCACUACCGUGAAUAUUUAAGAAAAAAGGAAGAAUCUGAGAAGUGACUAUAAUAAUUUCUUUUUUCUCACAUGCACUUUAUCACUAAUGCGCAAUACUUAAUUAAGUAGACAUAAGUUUCUGAUAAUUAUACUGAAUGUGAACAAAAAAUAAAGCUAAAUGUUUAACUAGCAUUGUUGUGCACUUGUUAGAUGAGGUGUAACAAACACAGAAGACCACCUAUUUUCACCUCUGUAAUGCUGCCCAACUUUGCCUUGUCUCAACUCCUCUUCCGUUAAAACUCCUAUUCGUACCUUUAUUUAUCCAAAUUGACCACUGUAAUACACCCUGGCUGAUAUUUCAGAUUCUAUCCUCUGUAAAGUUAAUGUUAUUCAAAAAUGUAUAAGUGUUAACCCAGAGCAAGUCUCUUCCACCUACCAUGCAUAUGCUUCCUAUAUGGGCUCCCUGUUAAGCAGUAUCUUUAUAUUUAAAUACUCAUUAUCAUUAUACCUUCACACUUCACUUUCUGUUGUUUACAUUUUCCCCACAACCCUUUGACUAUCCUCAGUUCAAUCACUGUAUUAUACCAUAUGUUCAGUUGCCCAGACCUUAAAUUCUGGAAUUCCCUUCAUAAAUCUCUCCACCUCACUAAGACAUUCCUUAAAACUUAUUUCUUUGACCACCCUUUUGGUCAUCUGACCUAUUGAGCAAAAAUUAAUCAAGUUGAGCCUAUUUAAUCAAGUGAGGUCAUGCAUCAAUUUCCUGGUAGCAAAACCACCCAUAAAUAAGUUGGGUGGCAGAUGAGCCUGAAAAUGGAAUGUCAAUUAGUUUCACUAAUGAACCAGUUGACACCAGUUAGCACUGCAGUUCCUUGGCAUCUCAGAUUAGAUGAGAGUCACUAGAUUUUUCCACACUUCCCAAAGUUACCCAGCAAACCAAUCAUUCUGUGUGAAAUGCCUCUUUAUUAAGCACUCCGUGCAUGAUCAAGGGUCCCCUUGUUUCCAAAACCCUGCUACCCCAGCUCCAUUAACCCCAACGUGCCUUCACUCAUCAUUGGCCUGUUGUUCCUUAUUGAUUCUGCAUAAUGCAUUACUAUAGCUGCUACUAUUCCCAGUGGCAUGUACAGAAAGGAACUAACUGGAUGCCACCUAACUGUUGCUUGGUCUCAUGUUUUGUUUUAAAAUGCUCUUGUGAAGUAUCUUAAAACGAUUUAUCAUGUUAUCGCCACUCUAUAAAUAAAGUCUUUUGUUAAUUACCUCAAACCGACUGUGAAGUAGAUGCCAGCAAAUUGGGGUCUGUCUUAUGUAAUCACAAGAUCACAUAAAGAUGUGAAUAGUUGUUCUUCCAUCCAGAGCUACCUUAUCCUUACUGCAUUGUUACAUCUAGAUAUUUCUUUGUAAUUUCUGCAUUUGAACCUGUAGAAUUCAAUUUUAUGUUCACUCUCUGCGUCCUAAAGUUAUCUUUCACGAGUUUGACUCUGUCUUAUUCUUACAUGCUAUAUAUCAUUAAUUAUUUCCAAAUUACUUAUCUCUUCAUACUUGAUAAAAUCAUAUCUUAGAUGCUUUAUUACAGGCUAAGAAAGCCAGUAUUUCUUGUCUUCACAAUAUCUCGGAUCUGACACCAUAGAUCAGCCUCAUAGUUAUUUACUGUACUGCUUCUGUUGCUUGACUGAUUCCCUUGUUUCUCAGCAACUAGAACAGGACACAUUCCUCAAGGUUGAAACUAGCCAACACACUGCAUAACUUGAUCAUGAUUUCUUGUAUUCUGUAUUUUAGCUAUAUAGUAUAAUUCUGAAUUCUGUUGGUUUUAUUAACUGCUGUUCUGAAUUGAUUGAACAUGCUUAAUCAAGCAAGAUUCUGAGGAAUCUUUCAACUUGUUCUUGGUUAUUUCAUUGUUAUUCAUGCAUGAUGUAAUA